GUGUCAGCUCUCACUUCGUAAUCGUCAGUGAUAAUACUAACUACUACAGCUGCGAACAGUGUCACAUGAUACUGUUAGUUCUGAUGCCCCACCGUCGCAGCCCUCCUCCGCUACCCGCCUCGUUUACUCACUACAAUUCCUACACUGUGGAAUCAGAUCGCGAUGGCCAGCCCAGAUACCCGACCAUUCACUUGGCACUACACAGAAAUCGAUGACAGAGACCUAGAGAUCCGAGGAAGGACUUUGUUCUUCGUCAUCGUACUCUUCUCCAUUAUCCUUCUCGUCACGGUUCUCUUCAUAUACACGCGCUGGGUUUGUCGCUACCAGGGGCUCCUUCCCACCACAGCGUUUUCCGCCGCUACCCACGCGCCGUCACUCCCGCAGUCUCAGGGACUGGACCCCGCAACCCUCAAGAAACUGCCCAUAAUCCUUCACCACGCGCCCUCGGAUCGCGACGAAAGCUCGUGGGACGAAACGGAGUGUUGCAUCUGCCUCGGCGAGUUCAGAGACGGCGAGAAAGUGAAGGUUUUGCCGGCGUGCGACCAUUAUUUCCAUUGUGAAUGUGUUGAUAGGUGGCUCACUCACCACUCAAGUUGCCCUCUCUGCAGAGCUUCUCUCAAGGUUGAAUCUUCUUUCCCAAAGAUUUUGAUUCAGGAACCACCUCUCAGAAUUGAUUUUCAGUUCUAGCUUUCUUUCAUAGAAUCAAUCGGGUAAGAUUGUUAUUCUUGAAAAAUAAAUCUUGUAUUUAAAUAAUCAGAGCUCAAAAUUGAGAUCAUGAUUAAGUUAAAACAGUAUUUGUUUUCUUUGCUUAAUCUUGUUUUCCAACCUGAAAGAAGAAUCAGUUUGUUGUUUGUUUUGCGUCUUGUAAAUCGUUGUAAAAAGAAGUCGUGCCAGAUGUCUGCUAAUUAUAUGUGGAUAUAUACAAUUUUGAAUUUUCUUG
Messenger RNA from Vigna angularis (adzuki bean), 940 nucleotides. Its product is annotated as RING-H2 finger protein ATL66. Lineage: Eukaryota; Viridiplantae; Streptophyta; Magnoliopsida; Fabales; Fabaceae. Bases 163 to 687 code for a protein of 174 amino acids. The record is from RefSeq and is a predicted model, not a curated record. The transcript has a single exon.